AUGCCAUUCCGUCUUGACAUCUGCCAGAAUUCGAACACUGGCAGCAAAGCCAAGGAACGGAUCUCUCCGAGACAGGCUGUAAUUGCCAACGCUCCGUCGGCGACCCGGAGAGGGAAACCAGGGCCUCUGUGCUUCGAUGACGGCAAGAGGCGUAUCGACUUCGUGCUCGCCUUCGGCAAGGGCGGCGGUUCGGUGGCGGAGGACACGCGGAAGGUCUUCGAGCAGAACCUCCUUGAGGCCGGCCUGGAACUCGAGCGGGUGGACGGACACGUGUCCGCCGCAGAAAAGAUCACCUUUGUCAAAAUCCACGCUCCUUGGGAUGUGAUCACGAAGUAUGCAGAGAUGCUCCACCUCAUGAUGCCGGUCAAGGAAUUUGUGCUACCAGACUCGAUGAUGAUAGUACCCAAAGACCAAGAGAAGCCUUCUUACGAUGCUAAAAGGUUCUUUCGUAGCAUUCCGCAGUCAGUCAAGCUCUGGGUGCAGGAUAGGGUGGGAGUCGACUCUGUCGAAAGGGCCGCUGAGCUAGCCGAAGAGUACGCGACGCGUAGAAAGCUGAGCGGAGAGGAAAGCGAACCAGGCCGGAGCGAUCGCGCUGUACGUAAGCCCUUCCAACACCAACAGGGAAACGGCUCGCGAGAUAAAAAGUCCGAGAAGCCCGAAACAGAAAAAAAGGUCCCCGAAAAGAAAGCAGAUCACUCGAACGGAGACGAGGCGCAGAAAAACCAAAGAAAGCAGUUCGAGGCAAGGAAGCCGCUCCUGUGCUACAACUGUCAGGAGCCGGGGCACAUAGCGGCCAGAUGUAACAAACCGCGGGUUGUGUUCUCGUACGUGAACGGUAGUGACGAGAACCUGAAGCUUCUUCGUCCCUAUCUUCACGAGCUCCAGGUAAACGGAAAGCCGUGCAGGGUGCUUAGGGACAGUGCAGCGACGAUGGACGUUGUUCAUCCGUCGUAUGUAACUGCAUCCGACUUUACUGGAGAGGUAGCUUGGAUCAAGCAGGUGCUCGAAGAGCACAGUGUCUGUCUGCCUAUGGCGAGAGUAAAGAUAACUGGCCCGUUCGGAGAACUAGUGACAGAGGCGGCUGUCUCGCAAACAGUCCCGUCGGAGUAUCCCUAUUUGUUCUCUAACCGGUCAGAUUUCUUGCUGCGCGAAAGGGGUCAACAGCUGGGAGAAGGACUGGUUCAGGCGUUGACGAGGUCCAAAUCGCGUCAGCUUGCCCCUUUGUUGACCAGUAAGCCAGAGCCAGAAGCAGCUAACGGGGAGCAAGCACUUUCAGAGUUGGAGGCAGAGAAACGGGAUGAGGGGGACCAGGUUGUAGAACAGCCCGACCUCGUAGCACCAGAAAGCGUACGAGGCCCCAACGCGUCGGCGCAGGAGGCGGAGGAAGACGGGGUCGUUGAGGGGUCUCUCUUAGCUCCGACCUCACGUAAUUUUGAUCGUCUGUUGCGGGUGGACAGAGCGUCUCUGACAGCCGAGCAGAAGAGCGACCCUAGCCUGUCAAGAUUGCACGAUACAGCCAAGGAGGGUAUUGCUAGGGCCAAUGUAACGGUGCAUGAAAAAGACGGAUUGUUGUAUCGGCACUACAAAGACCGCAAAGGUAGGGUCUUAGAUCAGUUGGUUGUUCCGACAAAGUACCGUGAUGACCUUCUGAGUCUUUGCCACGGAAAUUGCUGGUCAGGUCAUCUAGGUGUGAACAAAACGAAAGAAAGGUUGCUGGGAGAGUAUUACUGGCCGGGGUGCUUCAAAGACGUAGAGCGCUACGUAAAGUCGUGUGAUGCAUGCCAGCGAGUCGGGAAACCGGGAGAGAAAUGGAAAGCUCCAUUAAAACUCGUCCCGCUGAUCUCGGAGCCAUUUCGUCGACUUGUGAUCGACACAGUUGGCCCAUUGCCCAGAACUAAGUCAGGCUAUAAGUACCUGCUCACCAUGAUCUGCCCGGCAACCAAAUUUCCAGAAGCGAUUCCUCUGAAGGAACUCAGCUCGUCGGAGAUAGUCGACGCUCUGUUGACGGUUUUCGCGCGGAUCGGAUUUCCCGCGGAAAUUCAGGCUGACCAGGGCACAGUUUUCACAAGCGCAUUAACGACCACGUUUUUGCAGAGGUGUGGGGUGAGGCUGAUACACAGUUCCGUGUAUCACCCUCAGUCUAACAGCGUGGAGAAAUGGCACUCUGUGCUCAAGAGAGUGUUACGCGCGUUGUGUCACGAACACAACGAGGACUGGGAAAGCUGUCUCCCAGCAACUAUGUUCGCUCUGAGAACUGUGCCUCAUGAAGCCACUGGUUUCACGCCGGCCGAGUUGGUCUACGGGAGAGCCCUUCGCUCUCCGCUUCGAAUGCUGAGAGAAAUGUGGGAAGGGACGGGAGAAAACCAAACGGUUGUAGACUAUGUGUUGGAGUUGCUGGAACGGCUAAGUGUUACGCGUGAACUAGUGGACAAAAACAUGAAAGCGGCUCAAGAAACCGCUAAAGUGUACUAUGACAGGAACGCACGACUCCGAACCUUUGAGGUUGGUGAUCGUGUAAUGAUUCUUAGAACGGCGCGAAAGAACAAACUUGAAGUUCACUGGGAGGGGCCCGUAGAGGUCAUUGACAAGCUGUCGCAAACUAACUAUGCGCUGAAAAUGCCCGGACAUCGAAAACAAGUGAAAAUCUAUCACUGCAACCUGAUGAAACCGUUCGUUGAAAGACAGGGUGUCGUUAACCUAACGUUAAACAUGCCCGAGGAGCUACCUACCGAAAUUCCAGAAUGGAACGGAAUCAGCCCAGGCGCUGAAAGCAGUGUGGAUGAAAUCAUGGCACGUUGCGUGAACGCAGAGCUUCUUGACCAAGCGCAGGUAGAUGAUCUAAAAGUACUCUUAAACGAGUUUAGCGACACUUUCAGUGAUCGACCGGGAAGGACAGACCUCAUGACUCAUGAGAUAGAGCUCAUUUCAACCGAGCCAGUCAGGUCCAAGGCGUACAGGGUGUCGCCUCGUCAGAAGGAGAUCAUCGAGGCUGAGAUAAAGCACAUGCUGGAUCUUGGGGUAAUCGAGCCCGCCGAAAGCGACUACGCGUCGCCCUUGAUUCUCGUCGAGGCUCCCGGUAAAGACCCCCGGCCGUGUGUGGAUUACAGGAAGCUAAACGCAAUCACAAAGGACCAGCUAUAUCCUAUUCCUAACAUUGAGGAGAGGUUAGAAAGGGUAAGCGCCGCGAGGUACAUUUCGACACUCGAUCUCGUACGCGGUUAUUGGCAGGUUCCUAUGUCGGAAAGUGCGAGCCGGUACGCCGCGUUCAUUUCUCCGGUGGGGACUUUCCGGCCUCUCGUACUGAGCUUCGGGCUCAAGAACGCGCCAUUCAGCUUCUCGAAAUUGAUGGACAAAGUCCUGAAAGGUAUGGACGGUUUUGCGCUCCCUUAUUUAGAUGAUGUCGCGAUAUUUUCCGACACGUGGGAGGAGCAUAUCGUCCACCUAAGAAGCGUGUUCACUAGGUUGCGUGACGCGGGGCUAACCAUGAAGGCCAAAAAGUGCAAUCUUGGUUGUUCCCAUGUGAGUUACCUGGGUCAUGUUGUUGGCCAGGGAACGAGGCGGCCUUCGGAGCUCAAGAUUGCUCCGAUUGCCGACUUUCCGACACCCCGGACAAAGACUGACAUUCGCUCGUUCCUGGGACUCGUCGGGUAUUACCAGCGCUACAUACCCAACUAUUCCCAGGUAGCAAGCCCCUUGACUGAUGCACUCCGAAAGGGAGAGCCGGGUAACGUAGUUUGGGACGCGGCGAAGGAAAGCGCGUUUCAAAGUUUAAAGGGGGCGCUGAUUUCCGGUCCCGUGCUUCGUGCACCAGAUUACGACAAAGAGUUCAUAGUGCAAUGUGACGCUAGUGACAGAGGGCUGGGGGUGGUGUUAAGUCAGCUGGGAGAUGACCAGGAAGAACAUCCAAUUUUGUACGCUAGUCGUAAACUAACCGUGAGAGAGGAGGCUUACUGCGCCUCUGAAAAGGAGUGCGCUUGUUUGGUGUGGGCGGCACAGAAGUUGUCGUGCUACCUGUAUGGGGCGAAGUUCACCUUCGAGACCGAUCAUUGUCCCCUUACGUGGCUUCGCCAAAUGUCGCCCAAAAAUGGCCGCUUGCUCCGAUGGAGUCUCACUCUCCAGCAAUAUAACUUCAGCGUCAGGUACAAGAAAGGUAAAUUGAACGGCAAUGCCGAUGGGUUGAGCAGAUUUUUCUGAUAUCACCAAAAACAGUAGGGAUAUGAUCUCAGAGGUUUUCGUCAUCCACGGGAAUGAGGAUCAAAGUGGGGACACUUCGUUAAAACCCCAAAAUGACCUCACAAAUUGCGAAGUUUUGUCUUUUUGUAUUUUGUUCAUAGUGACCUCUUUGGAAAAAUGAGUUGCUUUGGCGA
Messenger RNA from Ixodes scapularis (black-legged tick), 4367 nucleotides. RefSeq lists its product as uncharacterized. Gene Ontology annotation, molecular function: nucleic acid binding; zinc ion binding; protein dimerization activity. The transcript is spliced from 4 exons. Lineage: Eukaryota; Metazoa; Arthropoda; Arachnida; Ixodida; Ixodidae. The record is from RefSeq and is a predicted model, not a curated record. Gene Ontology annotation, biological process: DNA integration. Bases 1 to 4194 code for a protein of 1397 amino acids.